Messenger RNA from Ylistrum balloti, 4869 nucleotides. Its product is annotated as vascular endothelial growth factor receptor 1-like. Gene Ontology annotation, cellular component: signaling receptor complex. Bases 1 to 4224 code for a protein of 1407 amino acids. The record is from RefSeq and is a predicted model, not a curated record. Lineage: Eukaryota; Metazoa; Mollusca; Bivalvia; Pectinida; Pectinidae. Gene Ontology annotation, molecular function: ATP binding; transmembrane receptor protein tyrosine kinase activity. Gene Ontology annotation, biological process: protein phosphorylation; positive regulation of kinase activity; cell surface receptor protein tyrosine kinase signaling pathway. The transcript is spliced from 26 exons.
AUGGAUGGCAUCCGUUGGCUGUUUAUAGGCCUACUUCUGGUGUUUUCAUCAGCUCAAGUGCCCAACAGAAGUUAUCCACGUCCAACCAUUCGUAUUUACACUGAUACAGAUGACAAUUCCACACAGAGCUCUGAAUCAGAUCUGUGGGGUCCGGAGGCGACUGAUGUCAUCCUAUCACCCGGACAGAACUUUACAAUUGAGUGCCGAGGUGUUUAUAAUGUGACAAUGAGAUUAACAAGGAGUUAUCAUAAAUUGAAUUCCCCAUACCUAGGUAUUAAUGUUGCUGAGCAGCGACUAUUACACAGCAUCAACAAUUAUACAGCUAAUUUUACUGUGAGCAAUAUCAAUUAUCUGUAUACCGGGGAAUACAGCUGUUUGUACGUCGACGAAUUCCGAGACGAUUUGUAUAGUAGUAUUUACAUCUAUGUAUAUGAUCCGGACCAUUUGCUCACACCUUUAAAAAUGAAAAACAACAUUUUUGUCAGUAAAGCAGUCUAUCAAUAUCAGAGGUCAUACAUUCCAUGCAGAGUUACGCACCCUGAUGUCCAGGUGGAGCUGUAUAAACUGUACCCAGAUCAGCUGAUUGAGACGGGAGACACAAAUGCUGUUUACUAUGAUCCAGAACAGGGAUUUGUCCUGGAGUUUCCUAAUUCUUUCUUCACGGAAAUGUUUGAAUGUAGAGCAAACUACAGUAAUUACACAGACACCAAACAAAUACAUCUCCGUUACCUGAAAAGGAGUCAAUCAGCCCCAACACCUUUCCUGAAAGGAUCUGACAAGGACUUCAUCAUAGAGAAGGGCUCUAAUUUUACUCUACAGUGUGAGGUGAAGGUCGAUCCAAACUAUUCUGUCUUCAUGAAAUGGAUUUACACAUCAAAAGAGACAUCAGCGAAAAUUGAUCUAUCUCCAGAAUUGUCAACCGGCAAUAUUGACACUGAGAUGGGCAUUGCUGUUGAAAUUGCAGCCUCUACGCCGGUUUCAGAUCGAGUAAGAUACACCAAACCUACCGUGAAGCACAUGAGUGAUAAAUAUGACUAUGACAUCAUCAGGACACUGUUAAUUGUGCGUAAUGUCCAACUGAAGGAUGAAGGCGUGUACACCUGUCAAAUUACCACACAUGAUAAACAACAGAAGUCUGUAUCCAAAGACAUCUACAUUCGAGAGCCAUAUUGCCAUGUUAAUGUGCCAGGAGAAAAGAAUGUUUUAGAAGUAGAAGAGUAUGUAAAGUAUGUACGACUGGCCUUCACCAUCAAUUGUCAUCCUGAUGACUUUACAGUCAAGUGGUACAAAGAGGACAAAGUUCUUCCUUUCAAUAUCGAAAUUGCUGAAGAUGCCACCCAAUACAUUAUUACAAAUGUGACAAAGAGUGAUGCUGGAGUGUAUAAAGUUGUGAUAGAGAAUAGUUACCUGUCUGAAUCAGCUCAAGUUGAACUGGUAGUUCUAUAUAAGCCUGUGGUAUCUAUAACAGUGAAGCCUCCAUCCAGCCAGUAUCUAGUACUAGGAGAUACUUACAAUGUAUUCUGUAAUCCUGUGUCUGUCCCUGCAACCCAGACCAUAAUAUGGGAGUGGAAAUCUCUUCAGGACGGCUGGGACACUCUAGCUUACUAUAAUGACUCGGGUAUCAUUACUGACCACCGCAGUUCACUACAGCUUGUCGCAACAGAGGCCGGAGUUGUCCAAUGUAAAGCAUCCAACAGACUAGGGAGCAGUUCAGCUCAAAUUGAGUUCAAAAUCUCAGAGGUAGCUGAUGGACUAGGGAUAGUGAUGCCCCCAGAAGUCAUUGAGGAGGACUCAGUUCGAAUCUCUUGUUAUGCCAGUUUGUGGGAGUACCAGUCAGUCAGUCUGUACUACAGGAGGUUUGGCAACUCCACUCAGACCAAGCUGACAACAACAAACACCACUUACGUGUCCUACAAUAGAACUGAUUAUUCCUCAGUGGUUCAUGUUGACUUUGACCAGAUAGAGAAGUCAGAUGAAGGUAGCUACGUUUGUGUCGCUGUACUGAUAUCCUCUGCCAAAAAUGUUUCUACAAACAAUGCAACUGUGGAGAAGAGAUUGGAUGUUCGAGAUAUUGAACCACCUUCCUUUCAACAAGAAAGUAAUCAAGGCAAAAUACCAACAGGUAUCGGUAUCAGAUUCAAGCUCCCAGAGUGUGAUGUCAGCGGUGUGCCCACGCCUACCAUCAGAUGGUUUAAAGAUGGAGUUCCCAUUGAUCUUAGCAACAACACUUUAGGUUUUAUCUUCAGCAAUGACAAUAAAAGUUUGAUUAUCAAAAAAACAUCACAGAUCCAUGAAGGUGAAUAUCUGUGUGAGGCAGAGAAUCGCGGUGGCAUUGUGUAUGGCAACUGGUCACUCUAUCUAGGAGCAUUGUUCCAGGGUGCGAAGAUUUAUCACAAAGGUCUAAAUCCCAAUAUAAUUAUAGCGGCUGUUGUCGUAGCAACAGUCAUUCUUGUUGUUGGGUUGGUGGUAGUUAUAUGUCUCUACCGGAGAAGAUCGGCCAUCUUACACAAGGAACUGGAGCAGUCACUGAUCCACCCUGUAAAGGACUAUAACCCAGAUCUCCCUAUUGACGAACAAACCACAUGUAUACCCUAUGAUCCAAAAUGGGAGUUUCCUAAGAAGAGGCUGAGGCAAGGAAUGAUCCUGGGACAGGGCGCGUUUGGUCGAGUGAUCAAGGCUGAAGCCAUUGGUAUAGUGGAACAUGAAGAUGUCACUAUCGUGGCUGUCAAAAUGGUGAAAGACUGUACAGACCGUGACCAGAUGGAAGCUCUAUUGUCUGAACUCAAAAUUCUCAUCCAUGUGGGUCAACAUCUGAAUAUAGUGAACUUACUGGGAGCAGUAACGAAGGAUAUCAGAUAUGGAGAGCUGUAUGUCAUUGUGGAAUAUGCUCAUUUUGGAAAUCUACGUAACUACUUGUUGAAGAACAAGAACACUUUUAAAGAUGUCAUGGACGAUUACAUUGAUCCUGUUGAAGAGAAGAAACGUGAAGCUGCCAAGGAAGCAGCAGCUUCGAAACCAUACUAUGUCAAUAAGGCACUGAAGGAUAACUCGGCUGAUCUGAUUGGUCCAUCCCUAACAACAAAGAAUCUGAUCUGCUGGGCAUUUCAAACAGCAAGAGGCAUGGAAUAUUUGUCUUCUAAAAAAUACAUUCACCGGGACCUGGCUGCUAGGAACAUCCUACUUGCAGAGGACAAUGUCGUCAAGAUCUGUGACUUUGGCUUGGCUAAAGACUGCUACAAAAAUCCAGAGUACUUCAAGAAAGGAGAUGGCCCUGUUCCGGUAAAGUGGAUGGCUAUAGAAUCCCUGACACAUCGUCUCUACACCACCAAGAGUGAUGUGUGGUCUUAUGGGAUAUUUCUUUGGGAGCUGUUUUCACUUGGAGGAAGUCCUUAUCCAGGUGUGGAGAUCAACGAAAAAUUCAUUGAUCUUGUUAAGGGUGGUUACAUCAUGGACAAGCCAUACUAUGCCUCUGAUGAGAUGUAUAAGGUGAUGAAGGCCACAUGGAGACAUGAUCCAGAUGAUCGACCAUCCUUUUCGGGACUCGCUUCCCUGAUGGGUGACUUCCUGGAGGCUAAUGUUAAACAGUAUUAUCUUGACCUGAAUGAGCCGUACAUCAAAAUGGCAGACCUACAGAAAACUGGAAAGUCUGAAGGAGCUUGUGGAAGCUCAGCAGAUCAGGAAGGCUACUACAAGAUGAAUGGGGAGACAAAACUCCACUCUGACUACACGAAGAUGUCACCAGCACCCCCAAUUCCUCUGGACAAAGCUUCUAUUGAGGAUGAGAGAUAUGUUAAUGCUAACAAAUGGCGGACAGAUAAAACAAAGGAAAAUGCCAAGGAAAUUGAGCUUAUGCCUCUAAUAAUGUCAAAGGACAACGAAGGUGAGGACAGUGAGGAGUCAGAGGAAGUGAGGCUGAGAAGGAAAAUGAAUGAUACCAACCCUGGGGAUGAAUCUCCGACACAGUUAAAUACAAUGGCAGAGGUGCAUCGUUCUGAUGACACGGACAGUGGACAUUCUAGUACAUAUGCACCGGGAACAUCUCCCGAUAUUGGUGUUGAUGGGUACCUUGUGCCAAAAGCGGGACCAGAUGGAACACAAUUUGUUGCCACCAAGAAACCAAAGAAGGAAGAGGAUUCAAGUGGUGUGAAUUCUGACUAUAACUACCAGGACCGUCCUCCUCCAACCUACUCCGCAGUGAUACGAGAUGGAGAUGUGGCAGUGUAGCUGAAGCUAUCACCAUCGACCUUCUUCACAGUGUUACAAAAUAGAGAGGUGGCGGUGUAGCUUUAACGAGGACUGUUCUCUGAUGACCUUUUUCACAAUAUUGCAAAACAGAGAUAUGGUGAUGUAGAAAAAAGGCAGUCCUCCUCGGGUGUACCCAGCAGAGGUAUGAGAUGGAGAUGUAGCUUAUAUAAGCGAGACUAGGACUUUCUUUCUUCACUUUUCACUGCCAUGAUGUAUGUUAAUUUAACUAGGUCUGUCUCAUUAUAUCAAACAUGUAUGUUCAGGAUAUCUUUUUAUUAAUAUACCUGUUUAUAUAUUUAAUAAGGUAAUUAGAUAUUAUGUGAAUUUGUCUAUUUUUGAUACAUAAGUCAUGAAAAAUUUACAUCAUUUGUUUAAUAGGUAUCACAAAGACAGUAGUACAAAGGGAAAUUCUGUGAGAAAUAGCUACAGAUAUUUUUCAGUUUUACAUGGAAGACUCUGGUAAUGUCUGUAAGGAGAUUUUCUGUAAUUCAUUAUUUUUAAUGGUCAAAAAUUAAUGUCAAUGCAGAUCUGUUGAAAAAUUAUCCUUUUAAUUUUUUUUCUGACGCUUUCAAAACUAAAAUUUGAUAGAAAUAUUUUGUACACUAUGUUUUUUCUGACUUAUAU